GGAGAACGAGGAGCUGCGUGCUGAGCACGAAGAUAAGACCCGUGGACUGCAGGAGGUGAGCGAGCAGGCGGAGGAUCUGCAGCGGCAGCUGGAGGAGCUUCGUGCGGAGAACGAGGAGCUGCGCGUUGAGCACGAGGAUAAGACCCGUGGACUGCAGGAGGUGAGCGAGCAGGCGGAGGAUCUGCAGCGGCAGCUGGAGGAGCUUCGUGCGGAGAACGAGGAGCUGCGUGCUGAGCACGAGGAUAAGACCCGUGGACUGCAGGAGGUGAGCGAGCAGGCGGAGGAUCUGCAGCGGCAGCUGGAGGAGCUUCGUGCGGAGAACGAGGAGCUGCGUGCCGAGGACGAACAUAAGACCCGUGGACUGCAGGAGGUGAGCGAGCAGGCGGAGGAUCUGCAGCGGCAGCUGGAGGAGCUUCGUGCGGAGAACGAGGAGCUGCGCGGUGAGUACGAGGAUAAGACCCGUGGACUGCAGGAGGUGAGCGAGCAGGCGGAGGAUCUGCAGCGGCAGCUGGAGGAGCUUCGUGCGGAGAACGAGGAGCUGCGCGGUGAGCACGAGGAUAAGACCCGCGGACUGCAGGAGGUGAGCGAGCAGGCGGAGGAUCUGCAGCGGCAGCUGGAGGAGCUUCGUGCGGAGAACGAGGAGCUGCGUGCUGAGCACGAGGAUAAGACCCGUGGACUGCAGGAGGUGAGCGAGCAGGCGGAGGAUCUGCAGCGGCAGCUGGAGGAGCUUCGUGCGGAGAACGAGGAGCUGCGCGGUGAGGACGAAAAUAAGACCCGUGGACUGCAGGAGGUGAGCGAGCAGGCGGAGGAUCUGCAGCGGCAGCUGGAGGAGCUUCGUGUGGAGAACGAGGAGCUGCGUGCCGAGGACGAGGGGAAGGCAUGUGGGCUACAGGAGCUGAGUGAGCAGGCGGAGGAUCUGCAGCGGCAGCUGGAGGAGCUUCGUGCGGAGAACGAGGAGCUGCGCGGUGAGCACGAACAUAAGACCCGCGGACUGCAGGAGGUGAGCGAGCAGGCGGAGGAUCUGCAGCGGCAGCUGGAGGAGCUUCGUGUGGAGAACGAGGAGCUGCGUGCUGAGCACGAAAAUAAGACCCGUGGACUGCAGGAGGUGAGCGAGCAGGCGGAGGAUCUGCAGCGGCAGCUGGAGGAGCUUCGUGCGGAGAACGAGGAGCUGCGUGCCGAGGACGAACAUAAGACCCGUGGACUGCAGGAGGUGAGCGAGCAGGCGGAGGAUCUGCAGCGGCGGCUGGAGGAGCUGCGUGCGGAGAACGAGGAGCUGCGUGCCGAGGACGAACAUAAGACCCGUGGACUGCAGGAGCUGAGCGAGCAGGCGGAGGAUCUGCAGCGGCAGCUGGAGGAGCUUCGUGCGGAGAACGAGGAGCUGCGUGCCGAGGACGAAAAUAAGACCCGUGGACUGCGGGAGGUGAGCGAGCAGGCGGAGGAUCUGCAGCGGCAGCUGGAAGAGCUUCGUGCGGAGAACGAGGAGCUGCGUGCCGAGCACGAACAUAAGACCCGUGGACUGCAGGAGGUGAGCGAGCAGGCGGAGGAUCUGCAGCGGCAGCUGGAGGAGCUUCGUGCGGAGAACGAGGAGCUGCGCGGUGAGCACGAACAUAAGACCCGUGGACUGCGGGAGGUGAGCGAGCAGGCGGAGGAUCUGCAGCGGCGGCUGGAGGAGCUUCGUGCGGAGAACGAGGAGCUGCGUGCCGAGGACGAACAUAAGACCCGUGGACUGCGGGAGGUGAGCGAGCAGGCGGAGGAUCUGCAGCGGCAGCUGGAGGAGCUUCGUGCGGAGAACGAGGAGCUGCGCGGUGAGCACGAACAUAAGACCCGUGGACUGCGGGAGGUGAGCGAGCAGGCGGAGGAUCUGCAGCGGCAGCUGGAGGAGCUUCGUGCGGAGAACGAGGAGCUGCGUGCCGAGGACGAACAUAAGACCCGUGGACUGCGGGAGGUGAGCGAGCAGGCGGAGGAUCUGCAGCGGCAGCUGGAGGAGCUUCGUGCGGAGAACGAGGAGCUGCGUGCCGAGGACGAACAUAAGACCCGUGGACUGCAGGAGGUGAGCGAGCAGGCGGAGGAUCUGCAGCGGCGGCUGGAGGAGCUUCGUGCGGAGAACGAGGAGCUGCGUGCCGAGGACGAACAUAAGACCCGUGGACUGCAGGAGGUGAGCGAGCAGGCGGAGGAUCUGCAGCGGCAGCUGGAGGAGCUUCGUGUGGAGAACGAGGAGCCGCGUUCCGUUUGUUCUUUUGGUGAUCGUGGACUUUCUUCUGUUGGGAAGGUGUUCUCUAGACAUCGUUGUUUGUUGGGUGUUUUUGGUUUUGGUGAGGUUUUGCGUUCGAAUGAGGAGGCGUUUCGUCGUGCUGUAAGUAUUGAUUUGGCGAGUGCAGUGGGUUUGCUCGUUUCGGAUAUUCAUGGUGUGGAUUUUGGUCCAGAGGCUAGUUAUUGUGAUGUGGGUGUGGAUCAUGAUCCUCUUUUGUCUGAGGACGAGAUUGACCGCCGCCUGAGACGGUGCCCGUUUCUUAACGCCAAAAGUCUUCUUGGUCCAGCAGCGAAUUGCGUGGAUGGUGCUGAUGCCACGGCCGAGGUGUUGCGGCAGCUGGAGGACUCUGGUGCUGACCCGUUAUUGGGCCUCAUUGCGGAGGAGUUCAUUUCUCGCUUGGUGUUUGAGCAGUCUGCGAUCUCUUCGCUGCUGGAGGGUGCACUUGAGGGUUUUAGAUGCUUGGAUGCCCUCCAUCAGCGGCGCGAGUCGGAUUUACUGGAUGAACUGGAUGAGCGGGCGACGGAGUACACAGACAUGCUGGAAAAGUCGGAGGAGAUGGUGCAGCUGUUGGAGGAGGCACGACAAGCGGAAUGCAACGCUCGGAGUGAACUUUUUAAUCGUGAAGAGGCGUUACUGGAGUUGCAGCGACGUCGAGAUGAUGACUUGCGUGAGCUGGAAGCUGUAACGCACGCACACCGCAACUUGCUUCAUGCGAUCCGGCAGCCGCGGGAGGGGAUGACGGAAGAAAACGCGGAGGAGUCGUUUAGCGAGGCGGAACGCGUGCAGGGCAUUGAGCGGCACGCUGUGCAACUUGAGAGUGAGAACAUUGCGCUGCGAGAGGAGAUGGCGCAACGUGCGGUGGCGCACCGGGAGGCGAUGGAGGGUCUGAACAACAAGAUUUCCAAACUCAUGGAGGAGCUCGAGGCGAAGGGAAUGGAGUACACCGAAACGCUUGGGAAGUUGGAGGAGUUUGUCGGGCUGCUGGAGGCGGCGCGUGCCGCCGAGAAGUCGGCGUUGAUGGCAUUAGAGAAGCGGGAGCAAGAGUUGUUUGAGCUGCAGGCCGCACAUGACGAGGAGAUGCGGGAGCUUGAGAGUGCCAUGAAAGGGUUGGAUGGAGGCGUCCUGCCGCCGCAGGGGGGCGCUGCGGAUUUUCCCGCGGCGGAGAUGCAAGCAAACACCGCCGUAGCAGACGUCGAUAAAAAUGCCGUUCGGACGAUGCGGCAGCAGUUGGAGCGACUGAAGCGGGAGAAGGAGGCUCUUGUGAUGGAGCUGGAAGUGAAGGGACGGCAGCAUGAAGACGCGCUGAAUGUGCUUAACCGAAACAUUGGCGAACUCAUGGGUGAACUUGACUCCCGCAUACGUGGAUGUCAGGUGUCGGCGACAAGCGCGAAGGAGUUACUACACGAGAUUGCCCUGCUGCGCUCCGCCGAGGAGGAAAAUGAGGAGGAGUACAACGAGGGCGAUUAA
Messenger RNA from Trypanosoma cruzi, 3718 nucleotides. RefSeq lists its product as uncharacterized. The record is from RefSeq and is a predicted model, not a curated record. The annotation marks the transcript as partial. Lineage: Eukaryota; Euglenozoa; Kinetoplastea; Trypanosomatida; Trypanosomatidae. The transcript has a single exon.